This is a messenger RNA of Phaedon cochleariae (mustard beetle), 3246 nucleotides long. The record is from the annotation of a GenBank genome assembly. NCBI's taxonomy places the organism in Eukaryota, Metazoa, Arthropoda, Insecta, Coleoptera, Chrysomelidae.
AUGGUAAAAUGCCCCACCUGCGGGAAGACUUUCUCCUGCAAGAAACACCUACACAAACAUCUGUUGGUACACUCGGACGACUUCAAACACAAGUGCUGCACUUGUGGAAAAGGUUUCAAAGCUGCCUAUAACAUGCGGGUGCACAUGAGGUCGCACGAAGCCGUGAAGCCUUUCCAGUGCUCGAUUUGCUUGAAGACUUUCACUACCAAGCACCUGGUUGAAAGCACUUCCAUCGAGUACCCUUGUGAGAUAUGCCAUAGAGUAUUCGACAGCCUGGACUUUCUCAAUAUACACAGGAGUUGCAUAACGCCCAGAUUCAAUUGUCGUCACUGUCCUUAUGCUUUGCCUUGCGAAUGUCCACAAGUGGACAAAACGUGCUUUUAUUGCGGUGAUUUCGUUUCCAUCGAGGACAUUCUCGGCCAUCUGUGUUUCCACGGCGUCUUGAAACAAAAGACAGCUGUCAAAUUGUAUUUCUGUCCGGUCUGCCGAAAACCGUUCUCGAAUGGAACCAAUAUGCAGGAACACCUCAAGAUGGUUAGAGUGAUAAUUUUAUGUCAAAUGUGCCUUGACUUCGUCCACGAGGAUCAUACCUGCGACGACCAAUUUUGGAGAUGCGCUUUUUGCAAGAAGCCUAUGAGAAAAAGGAUAUCGAAGAAAAUGGUGGACCACAUUUGCUUCCACGAGUACACCGAGAAAGAUUUGGAGAUUCUCGAGAAAAGUGAACUGUCGGAAUGCGACAAGUGCGGUUUGAUGCUCCACAAGAAGAAGAUGGCGAACCAUUUGAAAACGCACUUAUUCGUGAAGUGCAACAUUUGCGGGGAAGUUAAGACGAAGUCGACGUUACGGACCCACCUUCGGCAGGUGCACCAACGAGUGGAAUGCGAAUUUUGCGAUCAGUGUUUUGAUAGCAAACUGAAGUAUCGGAAUCACUGCGGUGCCGAACAUUCGACCAGAAUUUGCGAUAUUUGCGGCACCACUUUAACCACUUCUCAGGGACUCUGGAGACACAAGCAACGAGUUCACGGUAAUCGAGAUUUCAAAUGCAGCGAUUGCGAACUGAGUUUUGCAACGCGUUGUUACCUCAAGCGACACAUGCUGGUGCAUGGCAACGAGUACAAGCACAAGUGUCCGGAGUGCGGCAAAGGGGUUAAGAACAAAUUCAACUUGAGGGUUCAUAUGAGAUCUCACGAUAAGGUGAAACCCCUGGAUGAGAGCACUUCCCUUGAGUACCCUUGUGAGAUAUGUCAUAGAUUAUUCGACAGCCUGGACUUUCUCAAUAUACACAGGAGUUGCAUAACGCCCAGAUUCAAUUGUCUUCACUGUCCUUAUGCUUUGCCUUGUGAAUGUCCACAAGGGGAAAAAACUUGCUUCUAUUGCGAAGAUUUCGUUCCAAUCGAGGACAUUGUCAGCCAUCUGUGUUUCCACGGCGUUCUGAAACAAAAGGCAGCGGUCAAAUUGUAUUUCUGUCCAGUCUGCCUAAAACGGUUCUCGAAUGGAACAAAUAUGCAGGAGCACCUCAAGAUGGUAAGAGUCUUCAUUUUCUGUCAAGUUUGCCUCGACUUCGUCCACGAAGAUCAUACCUGUGAGGACCAAUUCUGGAAGUGCGCUUAUUGCAGGAAGGGCAUAAGGAAUAAAGGAAAGAGAAAAAUAGUGGACCACAUCUGCUUUCACGAGAAAAACGAGAAAGAUUUUGAGAUUCUGAAGAAGAGUGAACUGUCUGAAUGCAACAAGUGCGGCUUGUUGCUCCACAAGCUGAAGAUGGCGAACCAUUUGGAAACGCACUUAGUUAUGGAAUGCAAAAUCUGCAAAAAAUUGAUGACGAAGUUGACGAUACGAACUCACUUAGAGAAGGUGCACCACCAAGUAGGAUGCGAAUUUUGCGAUCAGUGUUUUGAUAGCAAAGAGAAAUACCGAAAGCAUUGCAGUACUAAGCACUCGCGCACAAAUUGCGAUAUUUGCGGCACUAUGUUUGCAACUAUUCGGAGCCUAGAGAGACAUAAGCUACUAGCUCACCAUAAUGGAGACUUCAAAUGCAGCGAUUGCGAACAUAGUUUUGUAAAGCCUUCGUUCCUCAAGCGACACAUGCUGGUGCAUGGCAACAAGCACAGGUGUCCGGAGUGCGGUAAAGGGGUUAAAAACAAAUACAGCUUGAAGGUUCACAUGAGCCUGGUUGAGAGCACUUCCCUGGAGUACCCUUGUGAGAUAUGCCAUAGAUUAUUCGACAGCCUGGAUUUUCUCAAUAUACACAGGAGUUGCGUAACGCCCAGAUUCAAUUGCAUUAAAUGUCCUUAUGCUGAUAUUUCCUCUCUUUGCAAAUGUCCACAAGUGGACAAAACCUGCUUCUAUUGCGGAGAUUUCGUUCCAUUCGAGGACAUUGUCAGUCAUCUCUGUUUCCACGGCGUACUGAAGCAACAGGCAGCUGUCAAAUUGUAUUUCUGCACAGUCUGCUUGAAACCAUUCUCGAAUGUGACCAAUAUGCAGGAACACCUAAAGAUGGUCAGAGUGUUCAUUUUCUGCCAAGUUUGCCUCGACUUCGUCCGCGAGGAUCAUACCUGCGAAGACCAAUUCUGGAAGUGCGUUUAUUGCAAGAAGCCGAUAAGAAAUAAAAGAUUCAAGAAAAUAGUGGACCACAUCUGCUUUCACGAGAACAACGAGAAAGAUUUCGAGAUUCUGAAGAAGAGUGAACUGUCUGAAUGCGACAAGUGCGGCUUGGUGCUCCACAAGAAGAAGAUGGCGAACCAUUUGGAAACGCACAUAUUCGUAGAAUGCAAAAUCUGCGGGGAAUUUCGGACGAAGUCGACGUUACGGGCCCACCUAGAGAAGGUGCACCACCAAAUAGAAUGCGAGUUUUGCGACCAGUGUUUCGAUAGCAAAGUGAAAUACCGAAAACACUGCAGUGUCGAGCACUCUGACAGAGUUUGCGAUAUUUGCGGCAUUAUGUUGGCCACUUCUUCGGGCCUCAGAAAACACAAGCAACGAUCUCACGGUAAUCGAAACUUCAAUUGCAACGAUUGCGAAAUGAGUUUUCCGACGCCUUCUUACCUCAAGCGUCACAUGCUAGUGCACAGCAACGAGUUCAAGCACAAGUGUCCGGAGUGCGGUAAAGGGGUUAAGAACAAAUGCAACUUGAAGGUUCAUAUGAGAUCUCACGAUAAGGUGAAACCGUUCGAAUGCCUUAUCUGCAACAAAACUUUCACCACCAAGCAAUGGAGGGAUAACCAUCUGAAGACCCACAAAGCGGAAUAA